Andrographis paniculata is the source of this 2637-nucleotide messenger RNA. Its product is annotated as flavin-containing monooxygenase FMO GS-OX-like 9. The coding region runs from base 1 to 2637 and encodes 878 amino acids. The record is from RefSeq and is a predicted model, not a curated record. Lineage: Eukaryota; Viridiplantae; Streptophyta; Magnoliopsida; Lamiales; Acanthaceae. The transcript has 13 exons. Gene Ontology annotation, molecular function: N,N-dimethylaniline monooxygenase activity; flavin adenine dinucleotide binding; NADP binding.
AUGGUUUCCGAAGGAAGUUCUUCCAAGAAAGUAUGUGUGAUCGGCGCCGGUCCGUCUGGAAUUGUUGCCGCUCGGGAGUUAAGAAAAGAAGCCCACAAUGUGGUGGUUCUCGAGCAAAACCACGACGUGGGAGGGCAAUGGUUGUAUGAUCCCGAUGUUGUAAAAGGGCAUCCGAUGGGACAAGAGAGGUUCCUCGAGGUUCAUAGUAGCAUAUACGCCUCGUUGAGGGUAAUUUCGCCGAGAGAGAUAAUGGGCUACACGGACUUACCAUUUGUUGUCAAGGCGGAUAGGGACGGGAGGAGGUUCCCCGGCCACCGGGAAGUUCUUCUAUACCUACAAGACUUUUGUGAGAGGUUCAAGUUGAGAGAAAUGAUACGGUUCAACACACGGGUAGUGAGCACAAAGAUGUUGGAUUACCCUGUCGCGACGAAUAACUUAAAGUGGUUGGUUAAAAGCACGGCGGCUGAUAAGGUGGUGGAGGAAGUCUAUGACGCGGUGGUCGUCGCGACCGGCCACUACUCCAAACCGAGGUUGCCCAAAAUAGAAGGAAUGAAUUAUUGGAAGAGAAGACAAAUACAUAGUCAUGUUUACCGUGUUCCCGAUCCUUUCAAGAAUGAGGUAGUUGUAGUUGUCGGGAGCUCAUAUAGUGGACUCGAUAUAUCGAUGGAGUUGGUAAACAUGGCAAAGGAGAUUUACCUAAGCAGCAAGACCCUUUAUAUUUCGGAAGGCUUUUCAAAAAUAAUCUCAAAAUAUGACAAUCUACAUCUUCGUCCACAGAUAGAAUCACUCCGCGAAGAUGGGAAGGUCUUGUUUAUAGAUGGCACUUGGACCAUCGCAGACACUAUAAUAUAUUGCACCGGGUAUUCUUAUACACUUCUGUUUCUUGACACCAAAGGGAUUGUAGGGAUAGAUGAUGAUAGGGUCGGACCACUUUACGAGCACAUGUUUCCUCCUUUGCUAGCUCCUUCUCUAUCUUUCAUCGGCAUUCCUAGAAGGGUUAUAGGAUUUCCUUUAUUCGAAGCCCAAGCAAAGUGGAUAGGUCAACUAUUGUCCGGGAAGAAAAGGCUGCCAUCGCUGGAUGAUAUGAUGCAAUCGAUCAAAGAGUUCUAUCACAUGUUAGAUGUUUCUUGUAUUCCUAAGCACGAAACACAUCUUAUGAUCAAAGGCUUUGAGUAUAUGGAUCAAAUCGCAGACUAUACGGAUUUUCUACAUUUAGAGGAAUGGCGAAAAACUCUUUGCCUUUCGACUGCAAGAAGAGCGGAGAUCAACUUGAAGACUUACCGAGAUUCAUACGAUGAUGAUGAAGAGAUGAUGCAAGUUGCUUUUAACAGCCUCCAUUUUAAGCAGUUUGAACUUGAAGAAGAACAAAAACCACAAGAAGAUUCAAAACUAGCUUGUGAAGAAUUAAUUGCUGAUGAGGUGUUACGGGAGGUUGUAGAUCAAACGACGACUUUUGGGCUAUGGAAUAAACUGUGUGAGAAGUACCGGAAUAACUCUCUCACGAACAGGCUAUAUCAGAAGCAACGUUUUUACACCCUCUGGAUGUCCGAAAGUACUCAGUGGAAUGAAACGGUGAAGUUAGGUGAUGAUGGGGUUCUAGCCAUAAAGAGGAACGGGACAGUGCAGAUAAAAUUGUAUGAUGGUACUAGUAGAGGUUGUGAAAGUAUUGCAGGUACAAAAGACUGUGGUGCUGACCAGAUGGUGGAGUUUGAGACUCCUGACAGAGUUGUGUUAAAGGAAGAGCAGCAGGAUAAUACUAUUGAUCAAUCCGAUCAACCAGAGAGGAAGAGCAGCAGGAUAAUACUAUUGAUCAAUCCGAUCAACCAGAUCAUUCAAAACUUCAAGGGAAACUGGUUGAGGAGGAAGCUGAUGACGUUGUUGGUGAUGAUCUUGGCUCUGAUGAGCCAAAGACAUAUAAAGAAGUUGUGGGGUCCGAAGCAUUUUCAGCGUGCCACAAGUCCUACUCCUUUCGCUCGAUCACAGAGAUGUCUGUUUAGAGAGCAAGUUCGAGAAAAACUCAUGGUGAACCAAGGAAAUGUUGCCGCUGCUUCUACUGUCGUCCCAACUUUCCAGACUGUCGCUGGGACAUCUUCCAACUCUGCCACAUCUACAUCUUCACUCCACAUCCCCACUGUGGUCCCUGCUGCCGUUCCCCAUGCGCUCACACCGACUGAGGAGCAACUAAUGAGAGCCCUCAGUAGCAUCCAACAGGGAAUGGCGGGGCUGCAAGCACACCUCGUUCAGGUGGAGCAGGCUCAAGCUGCGCAGGGAGCAUUUAUCGCUUCCCAAGCGGCACAAGUUGUCAACACCGCUACGAUACCCGCUACCAUCACUCCCCCACCACCACCUACUGUUGAGCCUUACCAGAGGGCUGAGGGACACAGGGCUGCUGAUCGCCCGUUUGCUGAAGUCCCCAUGGACGUUCAUUACCAGUCCCUUCUGGAUCAUACAAGUUCUGCGCCCAGAGGCUCUGGCAACUAUGAGAACUUCAACAGGAUCGCUGCCACCUCCAAAUCUCACGGCAUCACGGAGGACGUUGCAAAGUUGAUACUGUUUCCAUUUUCGUUAUCUGGAGAAGCCAGGAAAUGGUUCGAUAACCUUUAUCCCAUUCCUGGCUCUUUCAAGGAAGUAGCGUAG